AGAAGUGAGGCAGAACCUGAAGAAUCAGAAAGUGGAGCAGACAAUGGAUCUGACAAUGAGGCAGAGGAAGGACCAGACAAUGGAGCAGACAAUGCGGGAAGUGAACCAGGAACUACUGACAAUAAGCGACUAGUGGGUGCACCAGACCUGACCGUCCAACUGCUGAAAAAUCCCCAUAUUUUCUUAAUCAUUGGAGAGAUGAAGAAACUACUAACAAAAAUGGCAAAAAUCCGUCUAAUGGGGUGGAGGAAAGCAGACAGGGCGAUAAAUAUAUGCAACAGAAGUGUCAGAAACUCACAGAUUGCCCAGCUCCUCUUCUAC
Messenger RNA from Geodia barretti, 321 nucleotides. NCBI's taxonomy places the organism in Eukaryota, Metazoa, Porifera, Demospongiae, Tetractinellida, Geodiidae. The record is from the annotation of a GenBank genome assembly.